Molecule: messenger RNA, 1437 nt
Organism: Fusarium coffeatum
Lineage: Eukaryota; Fungi; Ascomycota; Sordariomycetes; Hypocreales; Nectriaceae
Exons: 7
Coding region: 1-1437 (478 amino acids)
Biological process (GO): transmembrane transport
Cellular component (GO): membrane
Molecular function (GO): transmembrane transporter activity
Source: RefSeq, a predicted model, not a curated record
AUGGCUGCAAGGACAGACUUUGAUGCCAACCCUGAAAUGGGUGAUGAAAAGCAGAACUCCGAUUCUCGGCUCGAGAGCACGACAGCAAUUGAUCCAGCUCUUGAGAAGGCUCUCGUGCGCAAACAAGAUGCGCGUAUCAUUCCCUUGGCAGCAGGAAUCUAUCUACUAUGCUACUUGGAUCGCUCCAACAUUGGCAAUGCCAAGGUUCUGAACCAUACUACUGGUCAUGAUCUUCUUUCCGAGACAAACAUGUCCAAUUAUGACUUUACCAUUGCGCUCAUGAUCUUCCUCAUCGCGUAUGCGCUCUUUGAAGUGCCAUCUAAUUAUUUCCUCAAGAAAAUGAAGCCUAGCAGAUGGAUUGCUUUUCUCAUGUUUGCUUGGGGAACCAUUACUAUUUGCCUUGGUGCUGCGCAUAGUUAUGCCGUGGUGACUGUUCUUCGCUUCCUGCUGGGUGUUUUUGAAGCUGGUCUCUUUCCCGGUCUUGUUUACUAUCUCACCUUCUGGUACAAGCCUGAAGAACGAUCAGUUCGAGUCGCCACCAUUCUUGCAUCGGCUACUCUAGCCGGAGCCUUCGGUGGUGCUAUCGCAUAUGGUGUCGGUCACAUGAACCAAGUCCAUGGACUUUCCGGCUGGCGAUGGCUGUUCAUUCUUGAAGGUAUUCCUUCCGUUCUAUCGUCAAUCAUGGUCUGGUUCUGUCUCCCUGACUUUCCUGAGUCGGCAAGCUGGCUCUCUGCCGAAGAGAAGGAUGCCGCAGCUUACCGAUUGGCGGAGCAAGGAUCUCAUGGUGAGAGCAAGUCUAUGACUUGGGAGGACGCCAAGUCUACCAUUUUUGAAUGGAGGCUUUGGUGCCAUUACUUGAUCUACUUUGGUAUUUCAGCUCCUUUCUCGAGUUUGUCAUUGUUCACACCAUCCAUUACAGCUGGUCUAGGAUUUGCAGAUCUCCGUGCUCAAUUGAUGACCGUGCCUCCUUAUGCCGCGGCCUAUGUUGUGACCCUGCUUGUUUCAUGGUCUGCAGACAAGUACAAUGCGCGCGCCAUCCAUUCUGCUGUCUUCUCCCUAAUUGGUGCUAUCGGCUUCAUCGCUUCUGCAACCCUUCCAGCCGACUCCUACAGCCCCCGUUAUGGCUGUCUCAUCAUCGCAGCCUGUGGCUCAUUCGCCUGUAUUCCACCUCUUCUGGGCUGGUUGUCAUCGAACCUGCACUCCACCGCUGCCAUCGGCUUAGCCAUUGCUCUCAACAUCUCGAUGGGUGCUCCAGGACAGAUCGUCGGUGUCUGGAUUUACAAGGCCAAUGAAGCCGCCAAGGGCUAUCCUACCGGCCACUGGGUCAACGCUGGUCUGCUUCUCUUCGUGAGCGUGGGCUGUAUUGCCAUGCACUUCUACUACGUUUGGAGGAACAGACGUGCUGCUGGCACAGAUCAGCCCCGAUUCAAGUACUGA